Messenger RNA from Amborella trichopoda, 1320 nucleotides. NCBI's taxonomy places the organism in Eukaryota, Viridiplantae, Streptophyta, Magnoliopsida, Amborellales, Amborellaceae. The record is from RefSeq and is a predicted model, not a curated record.
AUGAAAUUAUUACCAGGAUUCUUGAAACAUUGUACGAGCACAGUGACAAUCCGAGAGGUUGCAUGCUAUGACCAGGUGAACACAUCUGAGACUUAUGCCAAGCUUCCUAAUUUACAAUAUAUGUAUCUCUCAAACAAUCAAAUUUCUGGUUGUAUUCCAGAAAAUAUUGGAGAAGUCGUGCCAAAUCUAUCGAUCUUGGAUCUCUCAAAUAACAGUAUUUCAGGAUUUAUUCCCAACUCCAUAGGGAAUAUGAAGGUUUUGGAGGCUCUUGAUCUUUCUAGAAAUAAAUUGAUGGGACCUAUUCCCACUUCCAUGGGAAACUUGAAAAAUUUGAGGACAUUAGUGUUGAGAGGCAAUACAUUAUCAGAGCAGAUCCCAUCAUCAUUAAAAAAUUGUACCAAGCUAGAGGUUUUGGAUCUUGGUGACAAUCAAUUAGCGGGAAAUUUACCAUCAUGGAUUGGCCAAAGUCUUACCUCACUUCGUGUUCUCUCUCUGAGAUCUAAUAAGCUUAUUGGGGCCAUUCCUAAGACUAUGUCAAGUCUAUACUCGCUUCAAGUUUUCGAUGCUGCUGAAAAUUGCCUCUCAGGCACUAUCCCUGACAUUUUCACAAACUUCACAGCAAUGAAAGUUACAGAGAAGAUGGCUGAUUACAAUUACGAUCGCAAGCACAACUUCUAUUAUAGGGUGAGCAUUGAUAUAGUGGCAAAAGGGUCAAUGAUGGAUUACACCGAAUUUCUCUCUCUUGUGACAUGCAUAGAUCUUUCGAGAAAUAAUUUCUCGGGAAGAAUUCCAGAAUCAUUGACAAAAUUGAUAGGCUUGCGCGUGUUAAACCUAUCUGGAAACGACAUGAUUGGGAAGAUUCCUCAAGAGAUUAAUCAAUUGCAAGAGCUAGAAUCGAUGGACCUCUCGAACAAUCUAUUCUCUGGUGGCAUUCCUCUAAGCAUGUCAUCUAUGAAUUAUUUGGGCACAUUGAACUUGUCCUACAACAAUUUGUCAGGUCCAAUUCCUUUUGCGGGCCACAUGAGCACAUUCGAUGAUGCCUCAACGUACUAUGGAAACGAAAAUCUUUGUGGUCCUCCUCUUCCUACGAAGUGUGAUAGUCCAAUAUCUAACAAUGUUGGGGAUUUGAGAACCGGGUCACCAGAGGUCCGGCAAUUUUGGAUUAGUGCGGGCUUGGGCUUUGGGAUUGGAUUUGGAGGAUGGUAUUCAGUUCUGGCCAUUAAAAGGAAAUGGAACAAUGCAAUUCUCAAAGUCAUGGACUUCAUCGCUGAGAUUUUGAUCACGCGAUUGCAACAUUUAUUUCCCAGAAGAAAUAGGUGA